UUCCCCUGCCUAAACUCCUCUGUCAGCCUGUAAACAUUACCUGAGAAUUCCCCAGCCGAAACGGCUGCUGGGGCACGAAAGUUCUUGUUAGAACUUUCCACCUCCGGCUUCCCCUCCACCCCUCUUACUGUCCCAACCUUCUGAGACGCUUUUUCUCCUCCCGAGGAUUUAUCUCACCCACCCACCCACCCCCCCCCCCGCCCUUUUUCUCACCCGGUGCUUGCUUUGCAUUUGGGAAGAGGUGAUUUCAAGAGUGGCCAGGUGGGACGCCUCUCUGCCCCUUAUUCGGUGUAUUUAUUAUUGUUUGGGGGUGUUUUCUUUUUUAAGUCCUGUUUUGUGCGGUCCGGGGAGUUUCGCCCCCCCACCCCUGCCCGGCUCUGCGGCGCGGAGGAUGGUGUGGAAAUGGCUGGGCGCGCUGGUGGUGUUCCCUCUGCAGAUGAUCUAUCUGGUGGUGAAGGCUGCCGUCGGACUGGUGCUGCCCGCCAAGCUGCGGGACCUGUCUCGGGAGAACGUCCUUAUCACCGGCGGCGGGAGAGGCAUCGGGCGCCAGCUCGCUCGCGAGUUCGCGGAACGCGGCGCCAGAAAGGGUGUCCUUCCAGCCACGCAGACCGUGCUGGCCUUCCCGGUUCCCUGUCUGCUGGUUUUCUUGUGCUCCCAGAUCGUUCUGUGGGGCCGGACUGAGAAAUGUCUGAAGGAGACGACGGAGGAGAUUCGGCAGAUGGGCACCGAGUGCCACUACUUCAUCUGUGAUGUGGGCAACCGGGAGGAGGUGUACCAGACGGCCAAAGCUGUCCGGGAGAAGGUGGGCGACAUCACCAUCCUGGUGAACAACGCCGCCGUGGUCCAUGGGAAGAGCCUGAUGGACAGCGACGAUGACGCCCUCCUCAAGUCCCAGCACAUCAACACCCUGGGCCAGUUCUGGACCACCAAGGCCUUCUUGCCACGGAUGCUGGAGCUGCAGAACGGCCAUAUCGUGUGUCUCAACUCUGUGCUGGCGCUCUCUGCCAUCCCCGGCGCCAUCGACUACUGCACGUCCAAAGCCUCAGCCUUCGCCUUCAUGGAGAGCCUGACCCUGGGGCUGCUGGACUGUCCGGGCGUCAGUGCCACCACCGUGCUUCCCUUCCACACCAGUACCGAGAUGUUCCAGGGCAUGAGGGUCAGGUUCCCCAACCUCUUCCCGCCCCUGAAGCCGGAGACUGUGGCCCGGAGGACAGUGGAAGCCGUGCAGCUCAAUCAGGCCCUCCUCCUGCUCCCGUGGACGAUGCACGCCCUCAUUAUCUUGAAAAGCAUACUCCCACAGGCUGCCCUCGAGGAGAUCCACAAAUUCUCAGGAACCUACACCUGCAUGAACACUUUCAAAGGGCGAACAUAAAGGCAGGACGCAGAGACAGGCUCAAAAGCCACAGAACCUGAGGGGGCAUGGGCACCUGGGCACACGCCCAUGUGCCUGUCCCUUGACACACUUCUGCUGGAUGAGCAGGACUGCUCCUCUCCUGGGGAGGAAUCUGGCUGUGCCCCCAGGCCAGCCCCAGGACCUUUGCACAGGACUGAUGGGUGUAACUCUGACCCCCGUGGGGAGGCAAGAAACCAGCCAGCAGCUGCCUUGACACUUUUGUACAUUUCUGAUUCUGUAGAGUUUAUUGUUAAAUUGCUUCUCAAGUCUAACCAGCCUCGGCAAUGUGCAUAGACUAUUUCCGGGAGGGUCUGUGCCCGCACGCUCCUCCUUCCCCUCCAAAAUCCACUCAUCCUCAGCUUGUGCAAACUGGUUGAACGGCAGGAAUACAAAAUAAAGAGAGAUGGCUUUUGCGA
This is a messenger RNA of Balaenoptera ricei (Rice's whale), 1809 nucleotides long. RefSeq names its product dehydrogenase/reductase 3 (gene DHRS3). Gene Ontology annotation, cellular component: lipid droplet. The transcript has 7 exons. The record is from RefSeq and is a predicted model, not a curated record. Lineage: Eukaryota; Metazoa; Chordata; Mammalia; Artiodactyla; Balaenopteridae. Bases 392 to 1372 code for a protein of 326 amino acids. Gene Ontology annotation, molecular function: oxidoreductase activity, acting on the CH-OH group of donors, NAD or NADP as acceptor.